CUCUCGGUGGGACUGGGGGCUGAACGACGGACCGACGGACGACAGCCCACCAGCAAAGGAAAAAAAAAACAACACACCAUGUGAAGAAAAAGGUGUAUAUAUAUAUAUAUAUAUAUUACGAGAAGGGACACGGAGAGCGAACCUGCGAGGGGAAGAGGGGGAAGAGAAGCUAUUCAUUCGCCUCACCGCCGGGUCAGCGUCUCCUACGGCUCGGCAGAGAGCGAAUGGACAGAGCCGGAGCGGAGCAGGACGGUGUCGCCAACGGUCCGAGCUCACCGAGCGUCCGCAGCCCCCGGGGGGGGGCGGGGGGGUUGAUACACUCACCGGGUCCGAGGUGUUAGCCUGCGAAGAGGCUUCUCCGAAACGGUAGCAGAAACGUAUACCAUGCCGACGAGCGAUGGCCCCAGUCACUUCCCCGUCUUUGUUCCUCCGCCCCGCGGCAACCACCAGAGGCCCCCAGGCUAUGUCCCUGGGAGAGUGGCUCCGGUCCCCUCGCCGCCACCCGCCAAAGCUCCACCGCCGCCACCGCUAAAACCUCAUGGCCUGCCGCCGCCGCCACAGCGACCAGCCACUUUCAACCUGUCAGAGGAGAACCAGCGCAGGGACCGCGCUCAGAGCCUCCAGCAACGGAAGAACACGUUGAUCUGCUUUGGAGUGUCGAUGGGCGCAUUGUUCCUCACGCUUAUCCUCUUCCUCAGUCUCACAAGUGGAGACAUGUUAGACGAGAACUGUCCUGACCACAGUCCUUCCCUUAGUAGCUGGAACCCGGGUCAUCAACCAGAGAAGGCUGUUGUUGUCAGGAGGGGACAUUUGUUUCGACUGGAUUCUUCUGCUUCCUUGUUUUCACUAACCAUUCAGUCGGGGGGUCGGGUAGUUUUUGCAGACAAUGCUGAUGGCUCCAAAAACAUAACCUUGAGAACUCACCACAUCCUCAUAGAAGAAGGUGGAGCCCUUCACGUCGGCGCUCCCAAAUGUCGCUACCGCUCUCUUGCCACCAUUGCCCUUGUGGGCCGUUCUGAUGACAAGGCAGUUCCCGAGUUCCCCGGCCUGGGCCGCAAGUUCAUCGGAGUUCAGAGCGGUGGCACCCUGGAGCUGCAUGGCAUAGAGAGAGUUUCCUGGUCUCUGCUGACCCGGAGCAUUCCCGCCACUGGACUGGCCACAGGGGGUCAUGCCUUCCAGCGGAACUUCAGCCGAGGCAUCAACCUGCGCGUGGUGGACCAGGACACAGCCGCCGUGCUGCUGUCUGAACGCUAUGACACGCACGACUCUCAUAACGACAGUCGUCGGCUGACCCUGCUGCUUCGGUCCCUGCCGCCCGGCCGCAUUGUCACACUGGCUGUAGGAGACUCGGCUGCCAAAAGUCUUCUUGACGAAACAAAGACGACCAUGGGAGAGAAGCUGGGCAGCAGUUUUGUCUAUGAUCUCAAAUACAGACAGGCAUGGGCUUUGGUCUCUGUGGUGGACGGAGGUAACGCGUCGUGCACCGAGGACGUUAGGGAACACGAAAACCACGACACGGGAGGGAGAGCUCUGGCAAGACGCAACUUCACCACCGUGGACGGGGUGGGCUUCUCGGUCACCGCCUACAGCGAAUGGAAGAAUGGUUUUGCCAUCUCAGGCUUCCAGGUGGACGCUGUAGACCAGGUGGUGCUCAACCUGCAGGAUGAAGUGCAGCAGGCCUGGAGACCCGGGGAUCACAUCGUAGUCGCCAGUACAGAUUACUCCAUGCACCAGGCUGAAGAGUUUACCCUGCUGCCCUGUCCGCACUGCACCAGCAGGCAGCUCAGGAUACAAGGGAAGCCGCAGUAUAACCAUGUUGGAGAGAUCAUCAAUGGAGUCGACAUGCGUGCCGAAGUGGCUCUGCUCUCUAGAAACAUUCUCAUCUAUGGAGAAAUGGAAAACUCCUGCUACGGGAACAACCUGUGUCAGUUCUACAACCACGACACCUACGGAGGUCAUGUUAAGGUCUUUGGUAACUUCUCGUCAGUGCAUCUGUCCCAUGUGGAGCUGAAGAACAUGGGUCAGCAGGCGGAGAAGGGCCACGACCCCCUCCACUUUCACAUGUGCGGGGACGUGGACCAGAGGGGAGGCUACCGGGAGCCCACCUAUGUGGAUGGACUCUCCAUACACCACUCCUUCUCCCGCUGUCUCACCAUCCAUGCCACCAAUGGUUUGCUGGUGAAGAACACUGUAGGUUAUGACACCUUGGGUCACUGUUUUUUCCUUGAGGAUGGGAUUGAACAGCGUAACACCUUCUUCCACAACCUCGGCCUGCUGACUCGACCUGGGACUCAGCUGCCCACCGACCGCAAUGACACCCUCUGCACCGGCAUCACGGACAAAGUCUACAAGGGCUACACUCCCUCACCCAGCACGGAGUGCAAGGCAGUCUCAACAUUCUGGAUCACCAACCCCAACAACAACCUCAUCAGCAAUGCAGCCGCUGGUUCUCAGGACGCCGGCAUAUGGUUUGUGUUCCACAGCUCCUCCACUGGAGACUCUCAUGGGCUGGUACCAGAGACCAAGGCAGAGCUCACUCCUCUUGGGAUCUUUUAUAACAACCGUGUACACUCCAACUUUAAGGCGGGACUGUUCAUUGAUAAAGGAGUGAAGACCACCAAUGCGAGUGCCGCUGACCCCCGCGAAUACCUUUGCCUUGAUAACACUGCCAGAUUCAGACCACACCAGAGCGCUGAUCCCAGCCGUCCUCGGGUGGCGGCAGUCAUCGACACGCUGAUCUCCUUCAAGAACAACGACUUGGGAGCAUGGAUACGGGGCGGCGACAUUGUCAUCCAGAACUCUGGCUUUGCAGACAAUGGAGUGGGAUUAUCCUUUGCCAGUGACGGCAGCUACCCUAAGGAUGAAGGCUCCAGCCAGGAGGUGGUGCAGUCCCUUUUUGUGGGUGAAAGCCAGAACAGAGGGACCAAUGGAGGACAAAAUAAAUACUGGGGACCAGGAGGGGCCGAUGGAAAAAUGAGGACGCUGCCUAGAAACAGGACGUUCCCGAUCCGAGGUUUCCAGAUCUACGACGGCCCGGUGCGACUUACACAGAGCACAUUUCGCGGAUUCAUCCCCACGCCUGAGCGUUAUACCAGCGCGGUGGGAUUCAACCUGAAGAACACCUGGCAGCUCACCCCACGCAACAACUUGUCCCAGCUCAGCUUCCACUCCACCGUGGGACUGCGGACGUUCUUUGGUCGCCCCGGGCAGUGGUUUGAAGAGAACGACCUGGACGGUGACAAGAACUCCAUCUUCCACGACGUGGACGGGUCAGUAACCGGCUACAAGGACACGUAUGUCGGCAGAGCGGACAAUUACCUGAUCCGACAUCCUGGCUGUGUGCACAUGUCCCAGUGGAAUGGAGUGAUCUGCAGCGGCCGCUACUCUCAGGUGUACAUCCAGACGCAGGGAGCCCCCAGCCUGAGUUUAUCCAUAAGCAGAGAUGAAUAUCCUGACGCUCCUCUGGUAUUGAGAGGGAUUAACAGCCAGGGGGCGCUGUCUCAGCAGUACCAGCCCAUCCUCAUGAUGAGCAAGACCUACACUCUGCACUGGAGUGGACCUGCACCCAGAGAGGUCGUCCUCUCUCUCAUCAACUUUGAUAAGGACGACUGGGUCCUGGUGGGACUUUGUUACCCAACAGAAACCACAUUUCAGAUCAUGGCCGACAUCAACGACAGGCAGAGCAACACCUUUGAUGACAUCACAGACUACGGCACCGUGUCCUCCCUCGCAGAGCUGGAGAGGAGACCAAUGGAAAGAAAGUAUUUCUUUGACCAACCGGCCGGCCUGUUGUGGCUCUACCUUCGUGCCCGGCAGGGUCGUGACGGUCACAGCUACUGUUCGGUAAAAGGCUGUGAAAGAGUGAAAGUCAUGGCCACCACAUCCUCCAGACAGACCUGUAACUGCACAGCUAAGGCCUACCCCAAGUACUCCAAGACUCCCUCAACUGUGGUGCCUAUGCCGGCUCUAAACACGCAGACCUGCGAAGGCUGCGGUGCAAAGCAGCUUGUGUUUUCCAGCGAGCCUUGGACCUCCUACCUCCAGACACAGAUCAAGUCUCUCAGCAGCAAAGAGCAGCAGAGAGGAGAUAGCAGCUCCUUUAUUACUGUCAAUGAAGUGACCAUGCCCUUCUCUCAGCCGGGGUAUUUCCUGGUCUCAGUGGAUGCCUGCUCCGGAAAGGUCACCAAGAAAAAUUUAUUUUCCAAAAUGGAUGCCAAAAUGGAACAGUACCUAAAAACUGGAAUACCAAAGAGGUCCAUCGUUCUCAUGGCAACGCGAGGUCAGCCAGAGGGCCUGGUUGGUGUCGCACCAUUUCUGGUCUCUUUGGGUUUGGCCAAAGCCGCUGGUCUGCACAGUAAAGAGAGUCUGGCACUCUGGGGCUUUCAGGGUGGUUCUUCGCCCCCUUCGUGGGUUUCUCUACUUGCCGGGCAGGGGGAUGACUUCCUGCGGCUGCAGGAGCGUUACCUCCCCCUGGGUUUGGAGGCAUACAGCUGCACACCGCCUACAGCUCACACGCGCAAAGACUUGGAGCUCCUCCGAAAAGCCACGGGACUACAAUGACCAAUGUUUACUACACAACUAACCUACCCAAGACACUCUUGUACACAGAUACACAAGCACACACAACCAGCUGACGAAUGUGAACUGCUGAACCUUUAAUUUAUAAGAUUGGUGGAGAUGUUUACCAAUUUCAAGUGAGAGAAGGUAUUUUAUUAUGAACAGGGGGAGUAUUUUUUAUGAUUUUGUUUGUGUGUGCACAUGUGUAUGUGUAUGUGUAAGUGUGCCUCGGGGCCGCUGAGUCAAUGCACUUUCGUUCUAAAGACACAACUUGCCUUAUCAGCCAAAGUGAUUGAAUGGAGCUCCGCAAUGCUGAAAACUCAGUUGUUUAUCUCGGAAAAACAGAAAAGCAAACAAACGCAACCUUUAAUAUCUACCCACCGAUCUUAUUGUUCGUCGUGUUGCAAAUGAAAACACAAUGAAUUGUAUUGAGUCUGAAAAAAAAACAAUGCAUUAGACACACGCAGGCCAGCAGGAUAUAAUGAAAAUGAACUACAUUGUCCCUGAAAUGAGACCGUGUUUGAUUGGAACUGAAGAUGGAAGAUGGAAGAGACGCGCUCAGGUUCAAAAGGAAAUUAUGAAAAUAAAUGCCAUCGCAUCUGAGAAUUUAACAGCGACAUAAAGACAAAGAUUAAAAUGUAAUGUAAUAAAACAGCCGCUGGGUGGGUUCGGUAUAUUAGGGGGGUUAUUUUUAUGCAAAAUGCGUUUUAAAAACAAAGUCAUAACAAGCCAUAUUGUUAUUGAAAUAGUCAUAUAGGUAUACGGUUAGUUUGCAGGGAAAUUAAACAUAUGAUAAUGCCUUUAAAUCGAUAACUUAAUAAUGUGCAGGUCAUGACUCAUUCCACCAAUCCUCACACACACAUCAUUCAGCUUCUUAGUCGAUGUAACGACUGAAUCUUUAACUGGAAAACCUCCUCUGAUCGUCGCGCAGCUCUACAGCCAAAGACUUAAAGCACCUUUUAAUAGAUUUCUAACUGGAUAUUUUGUUUUCCUCUCAUAUUUUUUAUUUAUCUCUUCGCAGUAAAGUUGUCUCAAGUGCUGGCCACAUGUGCAGCACAAACAUACGUAUACAUAUGUUAUGUUGUUACUUCUUUUUUUUUUAUGUUAUUCAACUGCCUCAUUCAUGAUCUUUUCAUGUGCAUUAUUGCCAUUUUCUAGAUGCAUCGUAGGGGGUUUGAUAUAGUGCCCUGACUUUACAGUAGUGAGCAGCAAAAAUACAUACAAAAUAUAUUCAAGGUGUGAGACUUCAUGUCCAGAUUUACAGUAUAUAAUCUCUUAUAAGGUGUUUGGAUGUGAGCAGGGCUCCCCCACUGAGCAGUGACAAGUACCAAUCUGUCACUGUGUUUGCCUGUGUUCGUGUGUGUGCGUGUGUGUGAGUGCCUGACUUAUGUACGAAAGAGGACAAUAACCUUGUUGCCUUUUAACCACUCUACUGUCAAAAAUGUUUCCAUCCCUUGACCUUCGUUUCAGUUGAUGCUUUAAAGAUGCACCACCAGAUUUAUAAAAAAAAUUCUCAUUAGAACUGAGCUUUGUAAAUAUGUUGUUUACUGUUUAACUGUACAAACUGUACAUGUAGUGGAACACAGGUUGUCAAUAGUGUGUACUGUCAACUGUUUUGAUUUUGUUUUUUUGUCAACAUCUGGAAGAAUUUAAAUCAGUUCUUUCAACGUGGAAACUCAGCAUUUGUUAUGAAAUUGCCAAUUAAAUAAACAUUUCUGCUUUGUAAUGAAAAAAUAUUUCAUGACUCACUUACCGGUGCCUGGAAUACAAUGGCCUCUACAGAUCUGACAAAUGCAAGCAGCAUCCUAAUUCUUUACCUCUUUGCAUCAGAUAUACAGUCUCACCACUGGGGGGCAGCCUAGUAUCUUCGAGGAGUUCCUGCUUUUACUCUGAAAUUCAUCUUGGCACAAAUCUAUAUUUUUUCAAAUUAAAGAUAUGACCAACAGUUAGUGUACUAACAAAAUCACCAUCAAACUGUAGCCUGAAAAUAACCAUCUCUGUUUUUUUUCUUACCAUCCCAUCAUGCAUUACCUCAGAGGGAAUAGCCAGAGGGUUAUGGUUGAUUUUUAAUGAGCCUCUAAAGAUUCCAUUCUGCAUCUAUCAAAAAUUUUAAACUAUUACACGUGUGUAUGUAUGGAUGGAUGUGUGUGUGGGGGGGCAUGGCUCGAUGGAUCGCAGAAAGAAAAUGAUGUAUUCAUCAUCGACAAGCGACAACUUCUAAGUUUCAAGAAGAACCACACAAUGAUAUUUUGCGAUGGCGUAAAAAGGUCCCUGACCAUUCAGGAAAUGAGCGAUGACAGACUGGUGUGACACACUUGCAGGCGAAAUGAUGCACAUGGGGACGGCGGCUCCCUCGGGCAUCUUCCAUAAAGAAAAAAGAAAAACGUAAUGAAUAAAUAAUGCACAGUGGUGAGA
This is a messenger RNA of Scophthalmus maximus (turbot), 6972 nucleotides long. It is a transcript of the gene cemip2, whose product is annotated as cell migration inducing hyaluronidase 2. NCBI's taxonomy places the organism in Eukaryota, Metazoa, Chordata, Actinopteri, Pleuronectiformes, Scophthalmidae. The transcript has 24 exons. Bases 385 to 4560 code for a protein of 1391 amino acids. The record is from RefSeq and is a predicted model, not a curated record.